Molecule: messenger RNA, 6399 nt
Organism: Anopheles moucheti
Lineage: Eukaryota; Metazoa; Arthropoda; Insecta; Diptera; Culicidae
Gene: Delta
Product: neurogenic locus protein delta
Exons: 6
Coding region: 1-3048 (1015 amino acids)
Biological process (GO): multicellular organism development; cell communication; establishment or maintenance of epithelial cell apical/basal polarity
Cellular component (GO): plasma membrane; protein-containing complex
Molecular function (GO): calcium ion binding
Source: RefSeq, a predicted model, not a curated record
AUGAAUUGGAUUUACAUCUUAGCCUGCAUCUAUGUAUCGUCACAAUUCCUGCUGCUCGAGGUUGCCGGUUCGGGACUGUUUGAGCUGGAGCUACGCUACUUUCAAAACGAGAAAAGCAUCGACCACAAUGAAAGGUGCUGCUCCGGGAAGGCGGAUGCGCUCGGUCGUUGCAUCGGAACCUGCAAAACAAGGUUCCGAGCCUGCCUGAAGCAUUACCAGGCGACGAUCGAUACAACCUCACCCUGCACCUUCGGUGACGUCAUAACGCCCGUGCUGGAAGGGACGACACUGAACUUUACAGCGAUCACUGGCACAACGGAAGGUUUCGCCAAUCCGCUACGAUUUCCGUUCGAUUUCGGCUGGCCGGGAUAUUUUACACUGAUUAUAGAAGCAUGGCACGAUACAAACGAAACAACGACGCGAUCACCAGGUACCCUCAUUUCCCGCCUCUCAAUCCAGCGCAUAUUGGAAGUUUCGACCGACUGGAUGGAAGACAGUUACAACUCAUCGCACACGAUGAUACGGUAUGCGUUCCGGGUGACGUGCGAUCCGAACUACUACGGUGAUGGUUGUGCCAAUUUGUGCCGCAAGCGGGAUGAUCAAUUUGGCCAUUACACCUGCGCACCGAUCGGUGAACGUGUUUGUUUGUCCGGCUGGCAGGGAGAAUACUGUACCGUUGCCCGCUGCACACCCGGAUGCCUUCACGGACACUGCAACAAACCGAAUGAAUGCAAUUGCCAAUCAGGAUGGAAAGGUCCGCUGUGCGACGAUUGUGAACCCUAUCCCGGUUGCUUGCACGGCACAUGCAAAAAACCCUGGGAGUGCGUCUGCAAGGAAGGCUGGGGAGGGCUGUUUUGCAAUCAGGAUCUAAACUACUGCACCAACCACAAACCUUGCCUGAAUGGGGGCACCUGCUUCAAUACGGGACAGGGUUUGUACACGUGCCAGUGCCGACCGGGUUACAGGGGUACUGAAUGCGAGCUGAGCAUCACGAGCUGCACUGAUCAGCCUUGCCUUAAUGGUGCCACCUGCCAGAAUGUGUCGGAUGGAGAGACCUCGAUGGACGCCGAUGGACGCAAGUAUCAGUGUCACUGUGCGAAAGGUUGGAUGGGUAGGCACUGUGAGCGGGAAGCUAUCACAUGUGCAGAAAAGCCAUGCCAUCAAGGAACGUGCGUCGACGUGGUAGCUACUUCUUCCUCUUCGUCAUCCACAACAUCGAACUUCCGGUGCGAUUGUCCACCCGGGUAUAGUGGGACGGCUUGUGAGAUCAAAUCUGGUGAAUGCUAUUCCAACUACUGUGCAAAUGGUGGUACUUGCCACGUGGCCGGACCAUCUUCCACUUCUGUCUCUACUUCCUCCGCAUCAUCAUCAUCAUCGUCAGUAUCACUUUUUGGAACCGGAAAUAAUAAUAAUGGAUUGUUGAUGUGUUUCUGUCCGGAUGGAUUUGUGGGUGAUCGUUGUGAAGAAAAUGUCGACGAUUGCGUCGGUAAUCCGUGCUUGAACGGAGGCACGUGCCUUGAUGCGGAAAACCAUUUUAAAUGCCAGUGCAUUCCCGGAUUCAUUGGAACGCAUUGCGAGAAAAAGGUAGAUCUCUGUCUCACGAAACCCUGCGCAAAUGGUGGCAUUUGUACAAAUCUGGAGAAUGAUUAUCGGUGCCAGUGUCGGGCCGGUUUUACUGGCAAGGAUUGCAGUGCUGAUGUGGACGAAUGCAUUUCGGCCCCCUGUCGGAACGGUGGCACAUGCAUCAAUAGGGUGAACAGCUAUCAAUGCGUUUGCGCCGGUGGUUACCGUGGCCAUUCUUGUGAGGAAGAGUCAUCCACGGCAGUUCAGCGAGACGCUGCCGUGGAUGGUGGUGACAUUCAUCACCAUCAUCAUCAUCCGCAGCAACAGCAGCGUUACAGCGGUAUAGACGGAGUGGAGAGUAACAGUCGCAAUGCUGAUGGGUUAAGUAGUGGGCAAAUAGUUCUAAUAGCAAUGUUCUCGAUAUCAACUCCUCUGUUGGCAUUUAUCGCGACUACGAUCGUUAUCUGCCUGAAGCGGAAGCGCCAGCGGGAGCAGGAAAAGGACGAUGCAGAAGCGAGAAAACAGAACGAACAAAACGCAUCUCAUAAUCUCUCCGCCUCGUCACACCACCAUCAUCAUCACCAUCUACAGCAGCAGCAGCAACAGCAGCAGCAACAUCAACUUCAUCAUCAACAGUCCUCGUCAUCUACUACAUCGCAGAGUGGCCUGCUUCAUUCCUCGUCCCAGCAGCAGCAGCAACAGCAACAGUACCAUAAUGGUUUUCACAAUCACCUCCAGUCCUCGGGUCAGAAACGGAACAGUAGCAAUACUCUUUCGAACUUCGACAGUUCGCAUCAUAUGAUUAAGAACACCUGGGAUAAAAGCAUCAACAAUAUGCCGUCUCCACCUACGACAGGUAGUGGCGGAGGAGGUGGUAGUGGCGGCGGAAGUAGUAGCAGUGGGAGCUGUAGUGCAAAUGUUGGUGGUGCUGGUGGAAGCGUUGCAUCCGCAGCACUUCUGCUCGGUGGUGUGAAUAUGGAUGAUAAUAGCUGUCUCAUGGCCACGACAGCUGUGGGUGGUGGAGGUGCCGCCGGUGGUGGUGGUGGUGGUGGCGUAACUAGUUCUGGUGCUUUAUUAUACCUAAGCGCCACGGACGAUGGACCGACGCUGACGUCCUCAUCGACAUUGCAACGUGCCAAAUCGCAGAAGCAACUCAAUACAGAUCCAUCGUUACUGUUGCAGCAGCAGCACCAGCACCAAAACCAUCAUACUCCAAUGCUGUCGCAAACAUCUGCAACAUCUCUUCAGCAUACCUCAGCAAACGGCGCAUGUGUAGGUAGCGGUGUACUGUCGUCUUCAGGCGCGGUGUCCUCUGUGGCAACGUCUUGUAGCAGUGCUAGUGGAAAAGAUGUAUUCGAUAAACGCAUAUCAGUGUUGUCCGAAUCGGGACGAUUAUGCCAUUCCCGUUGGAACGCGGCCACACCGGUUGGUGUAGUGGGCGGUAGUCAUACAGUUGUUGGACCUUGCAGUCCUCCACACAUUUAAUCACUAACGAGCACUUCUGUUACAUAGCUUAGCCCUAGGUAACUGGUCGUACUUCACGUACGACGUACGAUGUUAUUACGAACCAUUAAUUUAAUUUCAACCAAAAGAGAUCUACAGAGAGAAAGAUCGCAAAAAUACGCGUAUUUCUAUGCUCUCUGCCAGGAUAUUUGCGAUCAUGAAGCAGGGUCAUACAAUUAGCAGCGUAAUUGUUCUAUAUUCCCACAGAUCCUCAUGGAAACCUUGCAGGGUUUUUCGAAUAUCGGGAUGUGUACAUUUAUUUUUGUUUUUUUUUAAUACCCUAAGUAUAGGCAUUUUAUUAUCCUUAAUUAGAUGACUGUAAGAAACACAUAUUAGCGGAUUCGUUGAACUGUUAGCUUUUCUAAUUUUCCUAUAUGGCCAGAUGUGACGAGUUCAGCACACAGAUAUUUGAUCUUAUGAUCUCCUUAGUAGACGAUCGAAACAUUUUAGGUUGAUCCACUAUUUUCAAUAUUAAGGUUCUAACUUCUACGGUAGAUAAAGCUGAUACGGUGGUUAUGCUGAUGUAUAACCAAUCUUAACAUUUUUUAUUGGAAAAAAGGCUAGAAAGGUAGAUUGCGUUGAACUUUCACUGCAUCAUUUCGUUUAAGUCAAUAAUGAAAAGUAAACGAAAUUGGCUAUGAAAAUGGUCAUGUUUUCUUGUAUUGUAUUGAUUGAUUAACCCUUUCUUGAUAUAUUCAGAAGAUUUUAUGAAAAUGCUCAUAAUCAAAUGGGUUAAAAAUUUCACCGUUUUUUUAACACAGUUCGGUGAACGCAUGUCAGUUGGAAUUGCUUGCUUGCAGUCAGAUUUAUUUCUUAAAAUUCUAACUAGAGUUUUAUUGGACAGAUUACUUAUUUUCUACAUCGGGGAUUUUAUAACGCUAAACUAACUAUUUCAAAAAAGUCUAAUGGUAUGUCCAUUCGAUAUUUUACUGCAGUGAGCAGAAUCCGUUUGGGAUUUAAACAAAUGGUGAAAUAAUUACAUACGUAAAUGUAAUACUUGUAAUAAUAAUUAUUAUAACUAGUAAACACAUUAUUGUCAUAGAUUCCCAAGAGUAUAUGCGAUGGUGCAUUGCGCUAUUGCUGCACGUUUGCAAUACAUUUUUUUAAAUAUUAUCUUAGCGACUGCAAAUGGCCAGUAGGUACUUAAUACAGCGUACUACCACUUUAAAUGCACUGUUGUUGCUUUUGCAUAUCUAUCACCGUUAAACAGAGUCAGUUCACUAUUAGGUUAUUGGUGUUUAUUUGCAUGUGUCAUGCUGGGGGAAGUUACGAAAAACACACAGCGUAGGAGAAAACGAACGGGAAUUCAGCAGAAUCAUCUCUCUAGUUGACAAUCUCGCAUAUUUGUAUGACUAGAAAAGGAACAAAAACGUGUGCGCGAAGAAGUACUGUUAAAUGAUAGCUACCUUGAUAGAAACGUGCAUAUAGUAGUUGUAUCAGUUUAUCUCGAUUCUUUGCCAUGUAGCGUGUUAUAUAGAAACAUAUAAGAGAAGUAUCAUACCAUUUUAUACAAAGAAAAAAUAUAACUAUUGAUGUUCUCUCUUUGUGUUAUUCCACUAUAUGUCUAUUUAAAGAUAUCGUUUGUUAAAUUAACAAUACUUUCAUUGUGUUACUGAAGCGCGAAUCCGAGAAAUUCGUGUGCUUAUUUUUGUGAUUUUAUUUAAAAUUAUCUACCAUCUUUCACCUUCGAAUUUCGCUGUGUUAGCGAAGAAGUUAUUGUGGGAAAAACUUCAAACAUAUUUAAUUGUCGAUCGGUACCGUUUAUGAUUAAACGCGCGAUCAUUGCUCUCUUUUAUACGUUAUGUACAAACAAAACAUACUAUUAAAAGGUUUUUUUUCACAAUAUAGAGUUUAGAUUGCGAACAUCUCCAUCGACGACGUAAUUAUUUCGAUAGAACACUCAUGCAACGCAUAAUUUUCCUUUUUUACACCUAAAACCUGAGCAAGAUGGUCACCAAGCAAAUUUCUCACCUUUUCCACAUUACACAGUGCGAUGAAAUACAAUCAGUUUUUGGUAAAUAAUAGAUAACAGGCCAACCAAGCGUUUUGUUGUGGCAAAAAUGUGAUACCGUGUAGUAUGUAAUGAAACAUUCGAACGUGUGUCGAGUUGUAACAAUUAAAGUAAUGCUUCAUAAGAUGAACAAACAAAGCGAAAGAUCAGCAAAAAUAUUGAGCAUACAGAGGAUGGGAAUAUCAUACUUUGAGAAAACAUCAGCAUCAACGUAUGCGUUCGUAAUAAGGCCGAGAAGAACAAAGACUAAGUCAAUUAAAGAAGAAGAAACAAGCUAAAUAUUAACAUAUCGCAAAAGAUAUAUGACGUACGGCAUAGUUUUGAAAACGAACUUAAAAAUAGUAACAUAUUACCACCACUAGGUCCUGCCCAACCCCAAUCACCCAUGUGGUAACACAGCCAACAGUACUAGAAUUAUAUCGCUAUAAGGGAACGAAAUGACUGAACUAAAAGUGUACAUUUUAUAGUAGCUAUUAGCGUACGGUAUUCGCAAGAAAAGAUAAUAUUAUUAUUUGGACCCAUUUAUACUAAUUAGCGUAAAAUGUUGUUCUAACUAUGCCGUCGCUAUUUUUCGAGGGAAACCACCAUUUUCACACAUAUCCUAUUGAAUCUGUGUACUAAUCCUCAUAUAACCCUGUGCAACUCGUUCACACACGUGCAAAGUUCCUUAAACAUGGCACUAUGCAUGUGGUUGUGUAAUGGUAGGAAGCAUUCAAUGAUUUACAUUGAGCAUUUACGAGGAUGGAUUUUACAUAGCAGUACGAUUGCAGCAAAGUGUACUGCAGUUACUAAGCACGCAGAUUCAUAAUGAACAAGUUGGAAGCUGGCUUCUCUUAUUGUAAAUGAAAGUAUAUAGAUGUAUUUGUAUUUGUCUAUUUAUUUUUACUUACUUGCCUGGUCGUGUCGUCGUCUAUACUGCGUUGCACAAGCAUCUUAACCAGGCAGACAUUUAGAUUGUAUAGCAUUUGUACCAAUUUGUGUUAUACUGCAGUAUGGAAAGCAAAUACGAGACUUUGUCCAAACCUAAUCCGAAGAAACAAUGUUGUAAAGAGAACAGCGGGGUGUACAGAAGCCAAAACAGUCAAAAGGGCGGGCAUGAAAUUGUUUCUUUACGUCUUCAGUCGAGGUUUGAAAAUUACCUGAAUUUAACAGUGUACGUGUGUAUAGCAAUGAACUUUUCAUAUCAGUAACUAUUACAUUGUAAGAUUAAUUGUAUAGCAGUAACUUUGUAGAACAGGAAUGUAAUCGUGGAUGGUGUGUAAAUUAUAAGGAUCUACAGUUUGGAUGUUCAGAAUUGGCAUUCUGAUUUUUCUAACCUAAUU